Molecule: messenger RNA, 753 nt
Organism: Rotaria sp. Silwood1
Lineage: Eukaryota; Metazoa; Rotifera; Eurotatoria; Philodinida; Philodinidae
Source: the annotation of a GenBank genome assembly
AUGCGUGUGAUACUCUUCUUAAUCGUCUUUUGUGCAUUAGUUAAUGGUGAUUGUACUUUUCGUCCUAACGAUUCAAAGGUUCUUCAAGACAAAAUAAAACAAUGGAAAAUAUAUAAUAAAAUUCUGAUAAAAAAUACGUCAACAGCAGCGUACCAAAUUGGAAUUUGUUUAGCACCUAGCAAUUCUAAUAUUUCUGGAGCUAUUAUACAAAAAGAAAACAAUGAUAGUUAUGCUCUCGGACAAUUAAAUGAAGCUAAUAUUGUUCAAGGAGCUAAUUGGAUACUUCUGACAUAUGAAAAUGGUCAUCGAUAUGUCAAUCAAUGUAAUAAUAAUACGCGUUCAGCUUCAAUUUUGUUUAUUUGUGGACAAAAUACAGAUAAUAUUACAGUAGUUCAAGAACAUACAACUAAAGAUCAACAUUGUAAUUAUCUGUUUGAAGUUCAAAUCCCUGAAAUGUGUCCGGUUGUUCCACAAGAGAAAAAAAGCAUGAGUGGUGGUGCCAUAUUUCUCAUCACUAUUUUUUGUUUAGCUUGUGCUUAUUUAAUUGGUGGCUUUUUCUAUAUGCGUAUAAUACGUGGUGCUCGUGGUGUUGAUCAAAUUCCAAAUCUCGAAAUGUGGCGUAAAUUAGGUCAUUUAGCUGCUGAUGGAUGUGAUUUUUGUUGUCGUUGUAAUGGAAAUACACCAAGACCAGGAUAUUAUUUUGAUGAAACAGGACCAGAUACACGCGGUGACGAUGAUAUUCUUUCUCCAUAA